CAACAUCUAGCUAUUCGGUGUGGUAGUGCGAUUACUAUUAUUUCAUUUCCAAUUCUUGAAUCGUUCAAAAGUUCAUCACUUAUAUACGGUGCUUGUUGUAGUUUUAUACAAUUAAACGCAAAUAAAAAAUACUAAAAAAUAUAGGAAUAAUAUAAUGGCUGCCGAAGGAGAGGUUAAACUUUACUCACGCGAGGAAAUCUCAAAACACAAUUCAAACAAAAACACUUGGAUGAUAAUCCAUAAUAACGUGUACGAUGUGACUGAAUUUUUAAAUGAGCAUCCCGGUGGAGAAGAAGUGCUGAUCGAACAAGGCGGCAAAGAAGCUACAGAGAAUUUCGAAGAUGUCGGCCACAGCUCUGAUGCGCGCGAAAUGAUGAAAAAAUACAAAAUCGGCGAACUAGUCGAAUCCGAACGUACGAAUGUGCCUCAGAAGAGCGAACCCACAUGGAACGCGGAUCAGAAAUCAGAAGACUCAUCAAUGCGUUCAUGGCUAGUGCCAUUGGUACUUGGUUUGGUGGCUACAAUUUUAUACAGAUAUUUCUUUAAAGUGUAAAUUCUGCAAAACCGAGGAAACAAAAAAAUAAAAAAAAAAAAAAAAAAAAAAAAAAAAAAAAAAAAAAAAAAAAAAAAAAAAAGGCGUGCAAACAACACGACAUUACUACGAUUAAUUUCCUUCGUCGUUGCGUUGUAAAGUUGAUUUAAGAAACCAUUCCCUUUCAUUAAUUAGUAAAAGAAAGUGUCUGCAUUUAUGCCUAGAGAUGCACAAAACCGUACCAAACCAGCAAUGACAAUUUCAAAAUAUUUUGCAUACAAAUGAAAAGUGUAUAAUGGUUGCUGCUUGCUUAAUAGAUAAAUUUUACCAUAUGUAAUUUUUUAAAGAGAAAAAUGUAAAAAUUUAUUAUAAAUAGUAUGUUUAUAUUCUAUUGAUGAGGAAAUUAUACAAAUAAAUAYGUAUAAGUACUUGGGUA
Messenger RNA from Bactrocera latifrons, 968 nucleotides. It is a transcript of the gene Cyt-b5, whose product is annotated as cytochrome b5. Lineage: Eukaryota; Metazoa; Arthropoda; Insecta; Diptera; Tephritidae. The coding region runs from base 155 to 553 and encodes 132 amino acids. Gene Ontology annotation, molecular function: heme binding. The transcript is spliced from 2 exons. Gene Ontology annotation, cellular component: membrane; intracellular membrane-bounded organelle. The record is from RefSeq and is a predicted model, not a curated record.